UGUGCAAAUACAGCUGAGCGCCAUCAGGCGGCACUUUGUCGUCAAAGGAGGCGGGAUGGUUUCCCGCUGCUUUUCCCGCUCAAAUCCCGUUCCCGCCGUUUGAAGGACGACCUGUUGCGGAUAGGAGAGAUGUCAAAGAAAAGAGGUCUGAGUGUUGAAGAGAAGAGAACUCGAAUGAUGGAAAUCUUUUUUGAAACAAAAGAUGUAUUCCAGUUAAAGGAUAUUGAGAAAAUUGCUUCAAAAGAAAAAGGAAUAACGACUAUGUCAGUGAAGGAUAUCUUACAAAGCUUAGUUGAUGAUGGUAUGGUAGACACUGACAGGAUUGGAACAUCAAAUUAUUUUUGGGCCUUUCCAAGUAAAGCAUUGCACACAAGAAAAUCUAAACUGGAGGAACUGCAGAAUCAGUUCUCAGACUAUUGUCAGAAGAAAAAGGAUUUAGAAGAAAGCAUUAAGCAAUCAAAAAUUGGGCGGCAAGAUACUGCAGAACGUGCAGCACUAAUAAAGGAACUUAGUGCCUUACAACAGAAGAAAGACCAUCUAAAGAAAGAAGUAGAUAAAUACAAAGAAUGUGAUCCAGAUAUUGUUGAAGAAAUCCCUGACUCAAACCCGAGGCGAGCGGAGGACUUAUCUGAAUCCGAUGAAGUCCAGCGACGCCAACCGGUUCCUCCUGAAGACAGCAGGGACGACUGCCAAUAAUCCAGGGCCGGACGGCCCAGAGGAGGAGCGGGGAGGAACAAACAGUCCCUCCGACCAGCUCGACUCACUCCCAGAGAAUGAAUUGCGCAGGUCAGAAAGAGUUAGGAGACGCCCUGUCUACCUGGGUGACUACGUGGAAAAAUAACAUGCUAAUUUUAUGUAAAUAUGGGUACAAUGCAUUCUGGGAGGGAAGGAGUGUAAUGUAUUUAAACUUUAGGAGGGAAGUUUGGGCGGGAACUAGCACGUUGCUGAUUGGUUGAAGCCUCAGCCAAAAUAGUAUUUAAAGAGGGGUUUUUGCCUGUUGUCUUUUGCUGGGAUCACUAUAAACUAAAGAGCUGUUGUUACUCACUGGUCUCCUGCCUCUUUAUUGCCCGAACUUAACAAUUAGCAAGACGAUGCUUUAAUUAUUCUGAUCUUUGCUGUGAUUGAAAUGUCCUUAUUUUUGCAUGAUCUCUUCUAGGUUCCUUUGUCUUCUCUCUACAGUUAUCUCUUCUAUAUUUCUCUGACACGCUAUUUCCAACUAUUCUGUCUAUUUUCACUAUGAGGAAAUUCUCAGCAUUUCACAGAUAAAGUCUCGCAGCUUCAUUUGGAAUUGAGCUUUGGCUAGGCAGGUAUUUGUGGAAGUGACUUAAGAUAC
Ahaetulla prasina is the source of this 1333-nucleotide messenger RNA. RefSeq names its product meiotic nuclear divisions 1 (gene MND1). Gene Ontology annotation, molecular function: double-stranded DNA binding. The coding region runs from base 130 to 696 and encodes 188 amino acids. The record is from RefSeq and is a predicted model, not a curated record. Lineage: Eukaryota; Metazoa; Chordata; Lepidosauria; Squamata; Colubridae. Gene Ontology annotation, biological process: reciprocal meiotic recombination. Gene Ontology annotation, cellular component: nucleus. The transcript has 7 exons.